Oldenlandia corymbosa var. corymbosa is the source of this 2024-nucleotide messenger RNA. NCBI's taxonomy places the organism in Eukaryota, Viridiplantae, Streptophyta, Magnoliopsida, Gentianales, Rubiaceae. The record is from the annotation of a GenBank genome assembly.
AAUGGACCUUUUAGACCCAAGUCAACCCUUCCAAAAGUCCACGGAACUUUCUGACUAAAAUGGGCCCAAACUGUAAAUUAGCCCAGCAAAUCAGCAUUCAGCAACGUCUUUCACUAACCACCAGACACCGCUGUUCCUCCCCGAGUGAUCGCCGGCGAUUGAGCUGCAACCACCAUGGCUUCCACUGUCCGAGUCGCCGCUGCUCAAAUGACUUCAAUCAAUGAUAUCGCCGCCAACUUCGCCACCUGCUCCCGCCUCGUUAAGGAAGCUGCUUCCGCCGGGGCAAAGUUGAUUUGUUUUCCAGAAAACUUUUCAUAUGUCGGUAACCUUUCUGGGGACAGUGUUAAGAUUGCCGAGCCAUUAGAUGGACCUAUAAUGAAGAGUUAUUGCGAUCUUGCGAGGGAAUCAAGUAUGUGGUUGUCUCUUGGAGGAUUCCAAGAAAAAGGAUCUGAUGAUGGACACAUCUGCAAUGCUCAUGUUUUGGUGGAUGAUACCGGGGCUAUCAGGAGUGUUUUCCGAAAGAUCCACCUAUUUGACGUGGAUGUUCCUGGAAGUGCAGUUUACAAGGAGAGCAGCUUCACCGAAGCUGGAAAGGAGAUUGUAGCAGCAGAUAGCCCCAUUGGAAGAUUAGGUCUGACAGUUUGCUAUGAUUUGAGGUUCCCAGAACUUUACCAGCAGUUGAGGUUUCAACAUGAUGCCCAGGUGUUGUUGGUGCCUGCUGCUUUUACAAAACCCACUGGUCUAGCACACUGGGAGAUACUUCUGCGAGCUCGUGCCAUAGAAACUCAGUGUUAUGUCAUAGCUGCCGCACAAGCUGGAAAGCACAAUGAAAAAAGAGAGAGUUAUGGUGACACAUUAAUUAUUGAUCCAUGGGGAACAGUAGUUGGAAGGUUACCAGAUGUCCAUCUGCUGCUUGUUAUUAUCCUCUCCGUGUAAGGAAUGAUCGUCUAUCAACUGGUAUUGCUGUUGCAGAUAUUGAUUUCUCCUUGAUAGAGUCUGUUAGAGCCAAAAUGCCCAUAGCCCAGCAUCGGAAGCCUGUUGAGUUCUGGAAAUCUGCCUCGUUGUGAGCGAAGGUUAUUCAGCCUGAGUAAACAGUAUUCUGCUGAUGUUCUGUGGAUUUGCUGGCAAAAGUCAGAUGCAUGUUUUUUUUAUUAGCAAAAGCUUCUAGUUUCAUUAUGGUUAUUACGGUCAUCUUUUGUUGUAUCAUAUUACAAUAAAAUCCCUUAUUUUCUGCCAGUGUGAAAAUAAAUAUUUUUGUCUAGUGGAAACCUCUGUCUGGUUCUCUUUCUGGGGUUCCCAUGGAAGCACUAACUGUGGCGAUGUGUUGUAUUGCUGUGCCAUUUUAGAGAAAGCAAGGGAGCGUUACUAACAAACAAUGAAAUGAAUUAUCAUGGUUUUUCCUGCAAGCGUUGAUGACUAAACAAUUUGCAAAAGAGAAAAUUCUGUUUCCCUGGAGUAGCUGAAAAUUGCACAAGAAAAAGCUCAACUUGAAAGAGACUUUGUUUAUGUUCCUCCAGACAUAGUACGGAUUCGGCUCUUUGCCCUCUUCUAGUACCUAGUAUACUGUAGUAUUGAUGAUGAACUUGAAAACGAUAAUGCUAAACAAAAGCAUCAGCUUCUUCAGUAGCAAUGCUCUUGGACAAAUGGUAUGAACCAUGAGGGCAAGGUUUUAGAGUAACAACUGGCAGCGAUACCAAGUAUAGCGUGACAGCAAGUGGCAGGAAUUGAAACGCUCCGAAAUGUCAAAACUUCCUUGAUGAUUUCUGUGAUACAGGGUUUAACAAUUGCCUUGGCAUUCUUGCAAUCGUUACUCACUUCUAGUUCAACGCCUUCACCGUAGCAAAGCCCAAGCAAGAUGAAUAGGCACAGAAUUACUGCAGACAUUCUGCAAUUCUUUGGAGACAUUUUUUUCUUACCUGCUAAUGUAAACUGUUCUUGGUGGGGCUGUGCCUGUCACAGCUAUGGAGAGAGUUUUUCAGUACUAUAUAUGACAGGAAUGCAGUUAUGUCUUGCUUGCUUCAUUA